CCUCCUUUCAGCCAAACUCCCAGGCCAGGCAGCGUCGCCAUACGGAACAUCCUGCCCUCGACGGAGAGGGGGAGGAGAGAGGGUGCAUGACUGUGAGUGAGGAGAGGAAGGAGAGGAGCUCUGGCGUCUCUCGGUGGUAAAUGAUAAGGCUCUGUGAACGCAAACUCCCAGAAACAGCCUGGAGAGAAGCAGGGGGGGAAAGGAGGCCGCGUGGAGAUCGCAGGUGACCGGGAGCGUAAAGUCCUGGAUUUAAGCGCCCGAGCAGAAGGACGGAUGGUUGCGCGGACGGGCGGCGCGCUCUGAAGUUGGUCAGACUGCCCGGGCACCGACACCAAGUCAGAGUGAAAUAGCAACAAGAGAAGAGCCUUCGCCUGUCCCGACCCCCACCCCCUCAGCCUCCACCUCCCUGAAGGCAGCGGCGGCUCCGGGAGGCUGUGCCCGCGCACCUCUACUAUGAAGCUGCCUUUGCUGUUGGCGCUGACGGCGCUGCUCGCCGGCGCUGCCACGGGGCAGACGCAGUCGCCGUCUGUUGACGAUGAAGGCUCAUCGGGAGACAUUAACGACGACGGCGACGACCUGUACUCGGGCUCGGGCUCUGGCUAUUUUGAGAUCACCGUAAGGCCAACAUCAGUGGGUGUGUCCUUCACCACAGAGGAGCCUUUUCUCUUCUCAACCACCCAGGCCACUAGCCCCGCCCCCUCCGCCUCACCUGCGGCAGAGCCCAGCCCCAGCCCAGAGGAUGUCACCAUCACCCCUCUGCCAACAGAGGUCGAUGGAGAGAGCGGAGCCUUCUGGGACAAAGAAAAAGAAAGAGAGAUGGCAGAGAGAGAAAGAGAGAGACAAAUGGAGAAAGAGCGGCAGAGGCAGAUGCAGCGCGAGCGAGAGAGGGAGCAGUUGAGGGAGAUGGAGCGUCAGAGGGAGCGAGAGCUGGAAAGAGAGAAGGAGCGAGAGCGAAUUAGGGCCGCUGCUCAAACUACAGUUGCACCUCGAUAUCCUGGGGUCCUCCCUGUGGUGACCAGCAACCCAACAGCUGGUCCGGGGGAGAGCACAGUGCCCUCUGCUGGCUCAGACGACCUGACCUCCUUCACCAAUGAAGAAGAGGACUUCAGUCUGCCAACCGAGUCCACCUCGACCUCGUACGAUCCCGGUUUUGACAUGGAGAGCACCACAGACGAGGACACGCGCACUACAACAGAGGCCACUCCUGAGCCUACGACUGCUGCACCCACCAUCAGUGCCUCGGUCCCAUUCAGACCCAGAGUUCCUAUCACGACAGCCACCAAGGCGGCUCCAACAGAGAGAACCACGCGGCCUCAGCAACCCACAACGACGCAGGAGGGGACCAAUGAGGUGGGCGCUGUGGGACCAAGUGGAGACUUUGAGAUCCGUGAGGAUAACCGUAACAAUGUCGGCAGGGAACUUCCAGGAGAUCCGGAUUUGAUCGGCAACACCGUGGAUGGAAGCAGCUCGGCUGCGCAGCUGCCACAGAAGAACAUUCUGGAGAGGAAAGAGGUUCUAAUAGCGGUGAUCGUAGGAGGCGUGGUGGGUGCUUUGUUCGCCGCCUUCCUGGUGAUGCUUCUGGUCUACAGGAUGAAGAAGAAAGACGAGGGCAGUUACACCCUGGAGGAACCCAAGCAGGCCACCGUCACCUACCAGAAACCAGACAAGCAGGAGGAGUUUUACGCGUAACACUCGAACACCAGGGAGGCGCAUCGCACACCGGGGGAGAAACAAGCAGAAGAAGAGAGGAAGAUACUCUAUGCGCUCCCCUCCUCCUCUUCCUCCUCCUCCUUUUCCUUCUCUUCUUCUUUGUUGUCCCCCCUCCUCCCCAUCUGCUAGCCUCUCUUCAUCCCUUGUCUCCAAAACACUUGGGAGCGCCUUCCUCUUUGGGGACCUUCUUUUCAAUGAAAAUGAGGAAAAAAGCGAGAAAGAGGGGCAAAACAGAAAAUCCAAAUAUAUUCAGCAAAAAUAACACAUACACACAAGAUGUUUUUAAAGUAAGUGUUGUUAAUAUUCUGGAGAUUCUCUUGUUCUGUAUGUAAUGAUUAUUUUGUAAGAAAAAGCAUUUUUCUCCUAUCCUGUGUUAUCCAAAACGACAAAAAUGUCCCUCUUCGGUUUCUACUGAGCAACCACAACAAGAGAAGAAAGGAUGGGGUGGGGCAGAGCAAGAUGGAGGAAAAAAACAAAUCAAUGGAUGGCUCAACUUUGCCCCUUGUCCCCAGGAAAAAAAAAAAGGAAAAAAAUCUUGCAGAGCAUCUGGUUGGCCGUGCAGAGCCCACAGGUCAAAGGUGAGAGGAAAGGUCGUUUUUGUGCCUUCCGUACCUCUGGUGCUCAAAAAGACACAUACACGCAGCCACAUAAACACGAGCUUGCACGCGCACACUGGUAUCUGCUUGACGGUGGCUCUGACUUCUCGCUCUGCUCGGCCAACCAGACAACGGUGCUCAGCCUUCGCCGUGUUUCACAGUGUGGAGGAGCCAUUGUGGAAACUCCGGCCGGAUUGACCGGCGGCUCCUUUAAGCUGUACAAAGACUAGUUAUGGAUAGUAAUAAUAAUCAAUAAUAUAUCAUCGUUUCUGGGCUGGAUGGUGAAUAAUAAUAAUGAAACAGUAAUAAUAAACGGGAGGAUAUGUAUUUAGCAGUUUAAAAAAAAAGUUUAUGUGUAAAUAUCAGCGUAUUCUUUCCGGCAUCACUAACCUGCAUGACCAUGAAGAGUUUUUAUCCGUCACCCCACUUAAGCUGAGCUGCGCUCUCGUCGCACGGACGCACACACUCCUUCACACACAGCUGCAGACAGGAAACACCGCACAAACUUUGGGUCAUAUCAUCUGAACACAUAUCAAAGCGGACGUUGUCCUUCAGAUGCUGAGCAGUCGUGAUCGACGCCAAAACGCGGUUCUGUUGGGUUGCUAUCAGCCAGUUGUUUGGUGGUUUUAGAGCUUGAUCUGUUUGUGUAAAAGCACAAAUAAAUGUACAGCCAUCAUGUCAUCUGUUUCCAUCCCACCUUGCAUCUCAGACUGUCUGUUUUGCAUGCUUUUUUUUUUUUUUACAUUGACCGUUGGUCGGCUCUGUAUGAGGCGAAGGAGGCCUCUGGCAGGCUGCAGGAAGUUGAUCCCACGUCCACAAACGAUAUCAAACUCAUUUGUUGUUUAAGUUUGGAGAGUAAAUCAUGACCUUCCCCUUCUGUGGGACCACUUUUGAGGGGGGGAAGUGAGAGGCGAAAGGAGGCAUUUAUCGAAGAGAUUGUAACAAUAACCACACCAGUGCGACUGGCAGAGUAGCUUCUCCUAUACUGUAGGAAAAAAAAUGCAUGGGAGUCAAAACUAUAGUCGUCUGGGUGUGUUUGUGUGGCUGGCUGCCUGUGUGUGCUUUUUGUCUGCAUCAAACAAAACAGGGGUGCAGUGAAGUUGAAGUGUCUUGUGGUCGAGAGUGUGUUUACCUUCUCCAGCAAUUCUCACGCUCUUCCACAGACGGGUAACAUACCGUCAAGGCUCCUGUGUGUUUGAUCUCCCCGUGUCAUCCAAGUGAGAAUGUGUCUGCGCCUCAUCUGAACCUACCACCUGUUUGUGUGUCUGUGUGUGUGCGCGCGCUACCUUGGAAUUUCACAGCAGACUCUUGUGUACACUUCACUAGUCUGUCCAAGUGUGUGUGCACAUUUUCUUUUUUUGUCUUUUCACUGCUGAAUGUGGGACAGUCUGUCCCUCACAGUGGCUAUCACACACACUGACUGUGUCUUUUCACUGUCUCUCUGGCUUGUCUACCUGUCUGUCUGGGUCACGACAGACGGAUGGACGCACGAGACGCCGUCGUCUCAAGGGCAGGAAUGAUCUUAACACGUAUUAUCUUUUCUAAAGUGACUGUCAAAAACAAAGUUGUGCGUUUGUACCCAUUUAAGCCUGCGUAGCCAAAUAAAACAAGCGUGUGUGAGAAAGAGGGUAAAUUUGUAGGUGUAUGUAUGCAAGCCUGUAUGUAUGUGUGCGUGAAUCUGUGUGUGUGAAGCCAAGUGAAGGCUACACUUCUCUAUGUUUGCUGUUCCCAUUCCUGUUUUUAUACAUUUGCAUUUUUUUAAGGCUGAGUUUCUGUCAUUGGCUGAGUGGGCGAGAGGAGGCGGAUCCUCCAUGCCACCGCCCUGUCACUAAUCUGCCACUCUGUUCCAAAUAAAAAACCUGAUUGGGUUACAAACUUGUCA
This is a messenger RNA of Oryzias latipes (Japanese medaka), 4188 nucleotides long. It is a transcript of the gene sdc3, whose product is annotated as syndecan 3. Lineage: Eukaryota; Metazoa; Chordata; Actinopteri; Beloniformes; Adrianichthyidae. Gene Ontology annotation, cellular component: membrane; cell surface. Gene Ontology annotation, biological process: cell migration. The record is from RefSeq and is a predicted model, not a curated record.